UAAGAUUAUAACUAUCUUACAUUAUGGUUAUGUAGUUCUUUCUUAGAACUCACAUGAAAUCACACCGGCGCUAAUUCCAAGGACAUCUCAUCCCCAUUCCGUGGCAGACAUGCCCGAAUUCGAAUUCGUGAACGUGGCUCGUCCCGGCGACGUAAAACGCCACUCCACCAAAAUCCGUCGCCAUGUCAUGAAAGAUAUCGGCAAGGCGCGUCGGAAACCGCGGGCAAAGACGCGAAGAGAAGUGGUUAUUGGUGAGAGUAGUUCGCCCGCUGCUACGGACGGGGAUACACCACAGACGGGCAGCUCAUCUACAACUUUAAUUCUCCCAGAUCCAAGGGGGGACAGUAUAUUACAGACGCUACCGUAUCCGAUCGAUAUGAACGAGGAACGGUUAAGUCUGAUCCGAUAUAUUGUCGACGAAGCAAAAUCUCGCUAUAGACCAUUUCGAUUCACAUGGCUGACAAUGGGACUCUCGGAUGCGGCCGCUUGGCAUAUUACUCUUGCGAACGCCGCCUCGUAUCGUACUGCCAGUAAGCUACCGCCGGGGUCUACGGCGGAAUAUAGCUGCAGCGUCGAGGCUAUGAAGUGGUAUACGCUGUCGCUGGCGUCCAUUACCAAGAGGCUUGCGGAUCCUGACGAGAAAGACAAGGAGGGGCUUAUAGUUGCUAUUACGGGAUUUAUAUGCCACGACGCCACAAUAGGUAACUUCGAUCGCUUUCGUAUUCACAUGGAAGGCCUCCAGUGUAUCAUCAAUAAGAAAGGAGGUCUGGAAACGUUAAGCAGCCCGUUCCUGCGAUUUAUGAUAUCCUGGCUCGAUCUAAUCGGAGCAACAUACCACAACAUCAAGCCGCGCUUCAGCAUCCCAGCAGGUUCCAUCCGACAAAUCGAUACCGGCAACGACUCCCAGUACCUAGAGCAACUGCUCGCCUCCUGGGACGCGGACUGCCCCGCCCUAGGCGACAUCACGAGCGCCAUGAGGGCAACCGCCGCCGUCGCCAGCUACAUCAACCGGCGGCCCGCGGGCGACGCCUUCUGGACCGACGACGUGGCCAUCGCGCGGCUGCUCGGCCCGGCCUUCCACGCGAUCCUCUCGCUGGAGGGCCGCGCGCUGCCCGCUGACGCCGCCGACCCGGGGUACUCGGCGACGGCGGCGCGGGAGGCCUUCCGGCGCGCGGCGCUGGUAUUCCUGGCCGCGGUGAAGGUGGCGAUGGGCGCGGGCGCGCCCGAGAUGCACAGGCAUCUGGACGCGUUCAGGCAGAUCUCGCAGCUGCCGCUCGUGGACUGGGGCGUAGUGCCCGAGUUGAACCUCUGGGCUCACGUCGUCAGCGCGAUGCAGGAGGAGAGUCCGGGCCGGGCGUGGCACGUUCUGACGAUCGUGGGGAUUAUGGAGAGUAUGGGCUUGCGGACUGGUGGGCAGGCUGUUGGUAUUGCGCGGGGGGUCAUUUGGGUGGAUGUGGUCGAUGGGGGGAAGGCGGAUUUGCUGUGUCGUGAGAUUGAUGGGUAUUUGGAAGCUAGUAGUAUGUUGCGAGGAAUGGGAGAUGGGCCUUUGCCUUUGGAUCAUCGGCUUGGUAGGUUUUCUGGAGAUGUUGGGAGCUGAGAGGAGUACUUCGGAUACUACUGAGCUGCGAACUAUUCGGAUGGGGGGAGGGGGGAUAACGGAAUAGAUUAUGUGAGAAUACCCCUAUACAGCUGACAACUGAUACAUAUUAAAUGUAGACAAACUACCCCUUUUCGCUGUACCUACACCACUCUUAGCCCGGCUUAACCCAAAAACACAUCCUUCCUUAACAUAUCAUACAAGUCAAACCUCACCUACUCCCCGUAAUCCCGGCAUCAGCAGCAAUAAACUGCCCCGUCAC
Messenger RNA from Daldinia decipiens, 1859 nucleotides. RefSeq lists its product as uncharacterized. The record is from RefSeq and is a predicted model, not a curated record. The coding region runs from base 110 to 1597 and encodes 495 amino acids. The transcript is spliced from 4 exons. NCBI's taxonomy places the organism in Eukaryota, Fungi, Ascomycota, Sordariomycetes, Xylariales, Hypoxylaceae.